Molecule: messenger RNA, 696 nt
Organism: Fonsecaea erecta
Lineage: Eukaryota; Fungi; Ascomycota; Eurotiomycetes; Chaetothyriales; Herpotrichiellaceae
Exons: 2
Coding region: 1-696 (231 amino acids)
Biological process (GO): protein transport; vesicle-mediated transport
Cellular component (GO): intracellular membrane-bounded organelle
Source: RefSeq, a predicted model, not a curated record
AUGCGCAGUAUUAAUGUAUUUCAUCCCCACUCUCUGAAGACGGCGACCUUCAAGCGCAGUGUGCGUGCGUAUCUCGACCGUGAACUGGUCAGCCUCGAUCUCUUCCCAUUCACGAUGAUCAACGCUGUUCUGGUCUUCAAUAAUAACGGCCAACCGAGGCUGACCAAGUUCUACUCACAACUGGACACGGCGACACAGCAGUCUCUUCUGUCCCAGAUAUUCAACCUCGUAUCAGCUCGGCCAGCUUCUGCCUGUAACUUUCUGCCGCUUCCUCCCUUGUUGGCUCCCAGUGGCACGGGCACCAACACUUCACCCGAUGCACCAACCCAGAUCACCUAUCGCCAUUAUGCUACCCUCUACUUUAUAUUGAUCUCGACGUCCACCGAGUCUCCACUGGCGCUGCUCGACUUCAUUCAAGUAUUCGUCGAGGCCCUGGAUAGGCUAUUUGAGAAUGUCUGCGAGCUCGAUCUGAUAUUUGGGUUCGAGACUUUGCACGCAGUUCUCAGCGAAAUGGUCGUUGGGGGUGUUGUUAUCGAGACAAACCUGGAAAAGAUUGUUGAAGGUGUCAGAACAACCGAGGGAGUGAAGGGGAAGAGGAAGGCCGUCAAUGCUCGCGACUCUGGCAGCUCCAUAGGGAGAGGCACCGGAUUUGCUGGUCUUGGUUGGGCUACUGGUGGAGGAAGCAGCUGGAGAUGA